Molecule: messenger RNA, 1625 nt
Organism: Anopheles moucheti
Lineage: Eukaryota; Metazoa; Arthropoda; Insecta; Diptera; Culicidae
Gene: Nipsnap
Product: protein NipSnap
Exons: 5
Coding region: 383-1201 (272 amino acids)
Cellular component (GO): mitochondrion
Source: RefSeq, a predicted model, not a curated record
GAAAAAUAAUGAUAUAAGCUGUUUCAGCUAGUGAUAACAACAGAGGAAGGAUUAUUUGUUGUUUUCCGCUUGUUUGCCUUCUGUUCAUCGCCAACCGUGGCAACUGUGGCCCCAAGUGCGUAGAUAUUCUUCAUCGCAAACCGUCACUAAAAAUAAAAACCUUGCCUCUGUCCGGUCUGGAAGCGAAGCUGUUGCGUGUGUGUUGUGUUUAUUUGUGUACACGGCCCACAAUCAGUAGUCGCGUUUGGAGGAUCCAUCUCGAAACUUGUGUUCCUUGCUCUCACCCUCCGUAGCAGGAUUACGAUCGACUGAAAACUCGGGUCGGUGAACUUUGGCCGGAGGAUAUCGAAAAGUGCUCCGCAAUUGUGCAAGGAAAAUCACCAUGUCCUUAGCAUCACUACGUCACGCACGGGCACUUCUACCGCAGCCGGUUAGGACACUGACGACGGGCAGCGCCCUGCACAAGGACGAAUCGUCAUGGCUGAGCAAGCUGAUGGUUCGCAAGAUCGAACCGACGAAAAACUCCCACAGCCGGAUGCUAAGCGAGAAGUUCGAAAUCUACGAGCUACACACGCACAAUGUCCGUCCGGAUUCGGUCGGAAAGUAUCUGGAAAAUUACAAAAACUCGGUACAAAUCGUACAAUCAAAGGGGAACCUAUCGAUGGAACUGAUCGGCUCGUGGAAUGUGGAGGUGGGCGAUCUAGACCAAUGUCUCCACCUGUGGCGCUAUACCGGUGGUUUCGAGAUGGUUGAUCAAGCAAAGCGUGAGCUGAGCAGCGAUAAGAGUUACGUGCAAUUGAUGCAGGAACGAGGCACAUUUCUGCGAUCCCGGCACUUGCAGUAUCUGCUCGCAUUCAGCUACUGGCCCCAGCUGCAGCUGCGCGAAGGCAAAAAUAUAUACGAAAUUCGUUCCUACCGGUUGAAGCCGGGCACCAUGAUCGAGUGGGGCAACAAUUGGGCCCGGGCCAUCAACCAUCGUCAGAACAACAACGAAGCGUUUGCCGGGUACUUCUCGCAAAUUGGACGCUUGUACAACGUUCAUCACAUUUGGUGUUAUAAGGAUUUGCAGGGCAGAAAGGAAACGCGUGAAUCGGCUUGGCGAUCGCCCGGCUGGGACGAAUGUGUUGCGUACACUGUGCCACUGAUCCGCGAAAUGCACUGCCGCAUUUUGGCCCCGACGGAGUUCUCACCGACCCAGUAGUAGUAGUAGCAGUCGGCGUGACGCAUGUUGGAUGUUGUGUUGCCUUGUUUCCUAACGAAAAUCUCCGCCACAUAUUAUGGGCGUGUGUGUUGGGUCAAUUAAUUAGUUCCAAAUGGCAUUUUUUUUCAUUCUUGUUAGACUGUUCUAUCUCAUUCACAUGCAUUUUGUUUCGCUUCUAACCGUUUCUGGGCAAUAGUUUUGCAACAGGAAAGUGCUUUAUAUUUGAGCUUAACGCGAAGGGUUGGUUCUUAUUGUGAACCCAAUGGGAGUCAUCGAGGGUCUUUACAUGAUUGUUUCUUAGUUCCGUAAAAUUACAUUCAUUCAUGCAGCUUUUGUUUUGAUGUAUACAAAUGUAUUGUUUCUCCUAAAAAAAGCAUGUGAUGUACGAUAAUAAACGAUACACGGAUACACAUUGUAAAUUCCU